Acaromyces ingoldii is the source of this 1178-nucleotide messenger RNA. RefSeq lists its product as hypothetical. Bases 66 to 1052 code for a protein of 328 amino acids. The record is from RefSeq and is a predicted model, not a curated record. Gene Ontology annotation, molecular function: serine-type endopeptidase activity. Gene Ontology annotation, cellular component: membrane. The transcript is spliced from 4 exons. NCBI's taxonomy places the organism in Eukaryota, Fungi, Basidiomycota, Exobasidiomycetes, Exobasidiales, Cryptobasidiaceae.
CAUUGCAUUGUUCGCAGGGCUCACGAGACCACACAGACAACGAUGACGAGCGCAGACCAAGCUGAAUGAGCGUCUUUUGGGUUACAGGAAGCACGUCGCUGCGGCAAUUGGGUCGUACUCAAGGUCUUGUACAGGCGAGAUGCGGACUUGUAGGACUCAGCACGGCUGCUUUACGGGUCGAUACGGGUCAUCGGCCUCGAUUGCUCCAGAGCUCGACAUUCGCUCCCUCGCCAGUCCUAUCCGCCAAGAAGCGAUCGACGUCCAGAGUGAAUAGAACUCGUAGCCUCCGUGUGCAGCCUAGAUUCUCUCAACCGCCUCACCCAGACUCGGUGAGAUCUCAACCACCUCCGCCAUCCACAUAUCCAUCUGCGCCAGCACGACCUUCCCCAGCCUCAAACUCGCCACUAGAAAGGCCGCCAUCGAUUCCCCUUUCUCGCCUAGCACCAUCACCGUUACAUGCUGCUAGGUCUCAGCCUCCUCUGCGGCCAUUAUCUCCCUUCUUGGACCAAGCCCGACAGACCGCUGGAGGAGACCGCUUUAGUUCAGAUCACACUUGGGUCAUCUUUACCUUCAUCGGCCUCAAUGCAGUAGUCUUCGCUGCAUGGUCAUAUGCCGUGCAUGAAGCUCGACAGCGCCAGGAUAUUGCACCCUAUCUUUUCAUGCGUCGGAAUUUCACAUCGGGAGAGCUCAACCUUGGCGCAGGACGAUGGUGGACGCUCGUCACUUCAUGUAUCUCGCACGAGGAUACGGCACACUUUGCCAUGAACAUGGUCAGCUUCUUCUUCAUGGCCCCACCUGUGCUUGCCCUGGUAGGCCCCAUGACAUUCACGGGCCUGUACUUUGGUGCGGGCAUCAUCAGCAGUACCAUCUCCAUUGCUUGGAGAAAGUACAUGAACCCUUGGAUCAACCGCACGCCAAAGGACUUCGCAGGAAAGCCUCUUGUCGCAACUUCUUCGCAUGGGGCAAGCGGUGAGUCGCACCAUUUCCAUCCCCUAGCAUUCGGUCUUGCCCUUUUCUCACUGUCCUUCUUGUCCCUCUCCUUCUUGCCUUAAGGUUCGAUCUAUGCGGUCAUGUCGGCUUUUGCCUGUCUCAUGCCACGAACCACCUUCCUUCUCUUUUUCGUCGUACCAAUGCCUGCCUGGGUCGUGGUCCCAGGCAUCUUGAGCUACGACCUCUAC